AGAUGUGAUGGAUUUCUUUCAUUCUUAUGUUGGUUUUUGCAUUGAUCCCAGUUCGUUGUUGUCACCAUUGAACCAGAAGAGGGGUUCUAGCAAGUCACAAGACACAGUAUCGCAAAGUGGUUAUGGUACCAACUUUGGCACAGGCCUUGGUGGCGGUGGCAUUAGAGGCAUUGAAGGUACCAUCAUGUCUCACGUCUUCAAGCCACUGGUGACGCGGUUCGUCGAUUCAAGCAAGGAAAUCAAGACGCCGGAGAGUCUAACGAUAUACUGUGAAAUCAGACAAUUGAUGACAUAUGUCAAAGAAGGACAUGGAAGUAUAUUUAGAAGAGUAGCUUUAAGUGCUCUUAUUGAUUCAGCAGAUAAACCAAGCAAGAAAGAGGUCAACAUGCAGACAACACGAGUAAUCAGACACAUGCAUCAUUCUGAAAUAGAAGAACAACAGGAUGUUCCAACUGACACCCAGUCGUAUACCGAAGAUAGAGGCACACGAAAAUCGUUAUUCAAAAAAAGAAGUACAUCGUCAACUUGUCCAAGUUUACUUGAGACCGAAGCAGAGGAACUUCCAAAAACGAGCCAAAGUCCCAUUGGAAACAUUAGAAAAAAGCAUUAUAUAUUAACACCAAGACAAAGCGAAAGAGCAUUGGGCAUUGCUUUAGAACCACAAUUGUCUAUCAAAGCCAAAAAAUCUAAACUUGGAGGUCUCGUGAACUGGUUCAAAAAAGGUGAAACUUCAUCCAUCGACGAACUGGACAAUGUCGACAACGGUGACUCAUUUACCGAUACAUCCAGUUUUAUCAGACAAUCUUCCAAAUAUUACCAAUCAAAAGAAUCUGGAAGAAGCAAUGUAAGCCAGAGCAUACAAAAAGCCAAGCGACGAAUGGAAGACAAAUUCAAAUUUGUGCUGAAGAAAGGAAAGAAAAAAGACGGAAGCCAAGAAGAGUCUGCUGGAGGAUAUUACAGUAGAAAAAACUCGAUGGAAUUCGGCGAAAAUUCUAGAGAGUCUGAAUUUGUAGUCUUAAAGGAAAGGAAAUUGGUGUCUACGAGUACGGUCUAUCAGGGUGUUUGUAGGUUGUCAUUUCUGUUAGAAACGUGCCCUCCGGGAUCGGUACCCGAUGCACACUUGUUGGCUUCUGUUUUAGAUUUGCCCCACGCAACAGUAAUCGCAAGGGCAACCCUGCUGCUGGAAUGCGCAUAUUUCGUCCACUGUUGCAACAAAAACCAGUGGCCCUCUUGGAUGAAGUACAACCUGCCGGUUUAUAGACCUUCCGGACCGAUACCAGCCCGAGGAAACAGCACGACCGGCCUCAGAAGAUCACACAUUAUGCAAAGAGCAGCCGGAAAAAUGUUUUAUCAAUGGGCAGAGGUAAUUGGCCAAAGACUGGAAGAAUUUAUCAACGAAGACAAAGCUCUAGACGCACAAGUGAGUGCAAUGGUAGCUGAAGAGCAAAAACAAAAGGAGCUUUUAAUACAAGACGAAGAAGAAGAUUUUCUGGACGAAGCCAGUAUUAAUUCCUACGGAUCUUCAUGCCCCAUGGCUUUACGUCUUAUCGCAUGCGUUCUUCUGCAAGAAAUUACGGCAUUUCUUCGAGAAACCUACCAAACGUUACCGAAGUCGUCUAGAGUCAUGGAAAAAGGAAAACCAGCGCCUUGGGAAAAAUUGUACAGCAAGGAAGCUAACAGAAGAUGGAGUAUGGCUUUGUCAUCGAUGGGUCACUCUCAGACAUCUGCUCAAAGUUUGCAGUCCAUUGCUGGAGAUAGAGAUUCAGGUCAAACUGGAGAAAGAAAGAUAAGUUUUGUCUUACACGAGCCUGACAACGAGUCUGAAGGUAGUAGUCAAACAACAGUUACUAUGCAGCAACUACUCCAAGGAGAUGAUGCAAAACGGCAACAACAAGCCAGACCAUCAUAUAUUCUAAGACGAGGAACCGCAGCACCUACUGGGGGUUCUUUUAAAAGAAGAAGUUUGAAAUUGAGAAGGGGCACUAAAGAAGGGAUGGAUGUGGAAUGGAAAAUUCCAGACUCUGUAAAACGCACCGACUCCAUCCAGUCGAAACGAAAAGUAAGCUCUAUAUCAGAUAGAAGCGACACUUCUGAACCUGGAGCUCCAGGUGAAGUUAGCGGGGAAGAAUCCCCGGGAGUUCUGAGCGACGAACAGCCACCUGAAAGUCCGAGUGACAGCAACGAUACUGACGACACAUCCAAGCACAUGCCUUGGCUUAAAACUAUGAUCCAAGUGUCCAACUCUUUCUACUACUAUUGCCCCCACCAACAAUUCUGUCACCCGUUUUGCUACAGAAGAGUGAUGAGAGCUUGCAGCAGACUUAUUAAAGCCUCCAGGAAGGUUUAUGGUGAGGAAUUUGGAAUUUUAGACGAUAAACUUUGCAUGGACUUUGGUGGCAAGAAGAAAACUAAAAAAGAGAAAGGGCAAAACAGGAAAGUGUCUGAUCAAACAAGUUCAACGGUGUCUCCCAUAAGGCGAAAAGACAGUGUAGGAAAAAAGGAAAAAAUCGACAAAAACGUAGAUACUAGUCAAAUGGGUAAAAUAUUUUCUAAAGAUUCAUCUAGAGACAUCGCUGACUCUGAUACUGGAGCCGAAUCAAAAGCUAGUUCUGAUAAAAAACCUGAAGAACCUCCACCGAUUUUAAAAUACAUUAAAACUCAGGUAAAGGAUGCUUUUCACUCACCUUUGGCAGUUCUACUUAAAGGUGCGGUUAUUAUGACCGAAGAAAACUUCGUCGAUAUCAUUCCCGUCGCCUGGGAGCUACUUCUGGAACCCAAUCAAGAAGUGACAGCAUGUGCUGCUUCAAUUUUUAUACUAGGUGCCGUGAAAUCUCCUCAAACAGUGUCCGAUAUAAUGCAGCAUGGACUGUCUCAUCCAGAUUGUGCUGUAAGAAUUAAUGCUAUCUUACGAUUUCAAGUUUUGUGGAAGAUGAGAUACCAACCGUGGCCCAGGAUGGAAGAAAACGCUCAAGUUCUUUUUAAAGUCCCGCCUCCAGGAAUAGAGUUUACUUUACCGUCUCCAAAAAUCGGUAUAGAAUCAUUGGAUGUCGUUGAUUCCCCCUGGGAAUUGUUAGUGAAAACUAAGGUUGAAGAAGUUACUAUAAAUCAAGAGAGACAUCGCUCUCUAGUAACAGCUACCAAAACUAGAAAGAAGCAGCAAACUGAACUAAUCAAAAUGGCCCUGCAAGCACAAGAUGAUAAAAAGAGGGAAGAAAGGGAAAACUUCUUAAUAACUACCAUUCCUAUAACCAUCCAAGCUGCGCAUGAGCCUAGUCUCUACCACACUGGAGAAGAACACGAAGAAGCUGAUGAUGAACAAGCUGACGGCCAACCAAGAAAUACUGGUCAUCAUCUCCAUUCGGCGCACUCUUUGUUUCCGUCAUGUCUUUGUUCUGCUGUAGUUCAAAUAAUAAAUCUCCUGGACGACGCUGCAGUGUCAGCUGAUGGAAACGCUGUCUACGAAGUCGCUUACCAGGUGAUUUGGACGUGUUUAGUAGAAGAUAGUGCUCUAUUUUUAAGAUAUAUUUUAGAAAGACUAACCAGAGAAAAACAAGAACUAAUGUUCAAAAUAUUAAGACAUUUGAUCAGAUUUAUUCCAAAGCUACCACAACAAGCAGCUUUUGCUCUAUAUAAUUAUAUAAUUGGAUACGUGAUGUUCUACGUAAGAUCUCCACAUGAAGAUGGUCAGAAGUUGAUUGGGGCUGCUCUAUCACUUUUGUGGAUGGUUGUUCAUAGCGUCCAUGGAAUUAUGUUUAAAGAUCUCAAACAGAUUCUACGCAAAGAACAAUGCGAUGCGUCCAUUUUGUUAACGGCAAACGUUCCGUCUGCAAAGAAAAUUAUCGUUCACGGUCCACAAGAUCCAGAUGCAGGAGGAAUUCCAUCCCAGUUCCCUGUUCAAGAAGAUACACAAUUUUGUCAAAUAUUGAGAGAAGCUUUGGAUUUUUUUGGUAUAGAAGAAUCAAAACAUAAAGAAUUUUUCUUGGUAGACUACAAAACUCAUCAAAUUCGAAAUCCUUCAUCUUACGUCCGUGAUUAUUAUUUUUUUAAAAGAUCGCAGUACCCACAACUGGAGCUUGUCCAUAUGAAACCAGACGUUGCUUUUAACGCUCUACAAAAACAAGAAUUGUUGCACAAAUUUGUGGAAAUAGGGAAAGUUCUUUUAACAUGGGCUAUUUUAAAGAAUGUGGAUAUGGUGGUACAAAGAGUGGUUUUUCUACACGAGGAAUUGAUGAAGCUACCAUCGUUCCCUAGGAAAGCUUUGGAAUCUGAUUUGGAUUUAUAUAAAAGCGGACCACUUGGUAAAGAACUACUUGGAUUGGACGUUUUACACAAAUUUAUGUGGGUAAGAUUGAUAGCUAGAAUGUUCGAGGCAAUGGCUGGCAACUUUGCUUACUCAGGGGAUAUUCAUCUCUUCGUGAACGUGCUUAAUGGAGCUUUGGUUCUGCAUUCGGAAGACGCCUGCAUUUUGAGAUACGUCACCGCAACGUAUAUCAAUGCAGCGUUUCAUUUUAAAAACAUAUUUUCGACGAAUGGUUAUUUACUAAUCAUGCCUACUUUGCUGAAGAUCUACUCCAACCAUCAAACCAAUCAACUGGUGACGACUACAAUUGAAUACGCAGUAAAACAAUUUUAUUUGAUGAACAGGAAACCAUUCAUAUUACAAAUGUUUGGCUCAGUGUCUGCAAUGUUGGACACGGAUGAAGACGGAACGUACGGAGAUGCCCAUAAGAUUCAAUCCAGUUGUCUCUUCAAUUUACUUCUUAGUCUGGAAACGCCAUCUCCUGAUCCGCUAAAUAUCGCAGAAUUGGUUAAAGAAGAUAAACCAUUAAAAGCUAUCGAUUUUUGCUACCACGACGAGAAUGAGAUGGUUACCAUCUUGGACUGCAUUUCUAUGUGCGUGAUGGUAGUCUCAUAUUCUUCAGAAAGUGUUAGAGGAUACCAGAUGCUGAUUAUUUUGGAAGCAAUAUUACCAUGUUAUGUGCGGCAAAUUCAAUAUCCAACAUAUAACAAAGAAGGAAAAAAGGAAAAAGAUAUAAUAAAUCAACUUGCAGUUGCUAUAAAAACCUUGGUGAAUAACUGUGAAUCUUUAACGAAAAGUUACAAUGGACCUCAUAGAUCAAGUCCAGAACACAAAGGUUCCAGCCAAAGAAACUACAGUCGAGGUCCAUAUUCUCCAGGGUUUGACUUCGAAGACGACUCGCAUUCCAAGUUUAUGAGCGAGCAUUCUAGAGCGAAGAGUAUGUACGAACACGACGUGGAAGAUUCCGAGGUAUUACGAGCUGAGUACAGAAGACCACGGGAUGUAUUGUUGUCCUUAGUGGGCGAAUUUGUGUGCAAAGCAUCGAUAAGACUGCAAGAAUUGAAUAAAAAGAAUAAUAAUGAUGGAAAAGUUGUGGAAUUGUUGGAUAUUAGGUCUCAUGUGCGAUUAGCUGAUAUCGCUCACACUUUGUUGAAAGUGUCCCCAUACGAUCCUGAAUCUAUGGGGUGCAGAGGUUUGCAGCACUAUAUGACGUACAUUUUACCAUCCACUGAUUGGUCUAAUGAUGCUAUGCGUCCAGCUUUAGUCACUAUUCUCAGAAGACUAGAUAAAGUAUUCCAAAAAAUAUCUAAAAAGACUUCUAUAAGGAGAAAUACUGACUGGGAUGCAGCAGCGGGAUUACUUAAGGGCAUUUACGACACAAUGGUUAAAUAUCCAUAUAUAAUCCACUGGUCUCAGAUUAAAGCACUUAUCAGUACAUGUCAGAGUUUAGUAGUAAGUGGUGACAAUUGUCAAUCUGAAGGUAUGACCUCAGCUACAGCCGCGUUAUUGAGACAAGCUCCUCCACCACACUUUUGCUCAAUGGUCGUGCGUCUCAUUGCUCUACAAAUUCAAAAUAUGCAAGCAUUUUAUCGUGUUAAAGACUCUAUAUUGAUCGAAGUUCUGAAAGACAUUGGCUUGGACGGCAGAGAUGAUCGAAUAAUUGCAAAUUUAUAUUGGAAUCAAACAAUGUCAGUUUUAGUAGAUGGUUCACAGGCUCUCAAUAUUAAGAGAGGAGUAUGGCAGGGAUGUCUUUUGUCACCCUGCUUUUUAACGUUUACUCCGAAAAAAUUUUCAGCAAAGCACUUUCUGAAAAACAAGAAGGAAUACUUGUGA
Diabrotica balteata is the source of this 6133-nucleotide messenger RNA. The record is from the annotation of a GenBank genome assembly. Lineage: Eukaryota; Metazoa; Arthropoda; Insecta; Coleoptera; Chrysomelidae.